This is a messenger RNA of Malus domestica (apple), 1107 nucleotides long. RefSeq names its product pathogenesis-related leaf protein 4-like. Gene Ontology annotation, cellular component: extracellular region. The record is from RefSeq and is a predicted model, not a curated record. Lineage: Eukaryota; Viridiplantae; Streptophyta; Magnoliopsida; Rosales; Rosaceae.
GGGCCUCAAUAUGGUGAUCAAAGGUCAUUACCUUUGACCAACUUGACGGAAUUUGAAAUCAUAAUUAGGUUCAGUUACUUUUUUAGGUGAUUAAUUUUAGUUUCAGUUUCUUGUAAAUGUAUUUAAGGCGGUGUUACAAUUGGCACACUAAGCUAUUUCAGUUCUGCAUGGCGCAGGUGUUUUGGCGACUUAUAGGGGGUUCUUCCAUGGCUAAAGGUCAUACAAAAAUAAAAAAUAAAGAAUUUAUUUUCUACAUCCACAAAAAUAAAGAAAUUCAUCCUAUAAAUAUUAUCAUAACUAAAUACACCAACGCAGACGUACGUCUCAAUUGAUUUCCCAUCAAUCAAUCGCCCCAAAAUCUCUUCCAGCAGAUAUAAGCCGAAGAUUAUUACGAUUAAAUAUUAAUCAACAUGGAAGGUUUGUGCAAGAACAAUAUUUCAUUACCCUUACUUUUGUUUUGCCUGCUAGGAUUAGUUAGCGCACAAGAUUCACCCGAUGAUUAUGUGAAAGCCCACAACGCCGCUCGAGCGGAGGUGGGUGUUGUGCUGAUGGAGUGGGACGAGGGGCUGGCAGAGAGCGCCAAAAACUAUGCAAACAAACAGGCCACCGGCGGCUGUGCACUUAAGCAUUCCGGUACAGGUCUUGGUGAAAAUAUUGCAGUAAGCCCUGACGGUGACUUAUCCGCUGCCAUGGCUGUGGAAGGAUGGGUGAGAGAGAAGGCGGAUUAUGAUUACAGCACCAACGCUUGUGCCCCGGGCAAGCAGUGUGGCCAUUACACGCAGGUGGUAUGGCGUGACUCAGGUCUCGUAGGGUGUGGCAAAGCGGAGUGUGCCGAUGGAAGUUCCUAUGUUGUGUGCCACUAUGAUCCGGCUGGAAAUUCUGCUGGAGAGAAACCUUACUAAACUCUUCUUUAAAGAAAAGGAAUUUGAUUAAAAUUCGCGUGCCUUACUAAGUUACAAAGGUUUGUGAGCCCCAAUUAUAUGCUGGCAAACUAUGUUGGGAAUACUAACCACAUUCUUUGAUACGGACAUUCUUAUUAUAUUUUUCUUGACUUUCUUUUUCAUCUUGUAAUGUUGUAUAAUAAGUUGAAUCGUCCAUUUUCUAACA